AUCUCAGUUGUGCGCUCGAAGGCGGUGUGAGCGUACGUCGUUCCUGCGGGUCCUUCGCGACCUGCUCGUUGCUACGCUUAGCGGACAUUGUCGCCUACAAGGUUUGAUUCUGAAAACCUACAAGACUGUGCUGGUGUGUUUACUUGGUAUUCCGAAUAUUUGUUUUAUCGUUUUUUGUCGAAUGUGUAGACAAUUACCCUGGAUGGUGGAUUUUUGAAGAGUUGUGGAUAAUUCGCAAAUUUUCCAAAGGUCGAAGGAAAGAAACUGACUUUUAUUCCGAACUGGAAUUGCCGAGUGCCUUUACACUGGACAACGAAACAGCAGACAUUACACACCCCAAACCCUGCACCAACAGAGCACAUCACACCCCAAGCUAUCACACCCUGCAGCUACCACACCCACUAGCCGAAGGACCGUCAUCGCCCCCGGCCGAAGGAAUUACUGGAAGAUGCGCUGAGGACCGCGUGACUCCUGGAUUGGUCGGUCCCAGCUGCUGGAAACGCCAAGAGGAUUUUGCUGCUUUGCAUUGUAAGGAAGCAUCUUGUAAGAGGAUUAGACGUGUUAUGGAUUGGUCAAGAGGAGAUCAAAUUUGCUGAGUUAUCUCCCACGCUGACAGAGGACCCUCGCUGCUGUCACGCCGUCCCGAGCCUCUUCUCUCCUGUCAUACAAAAUGAAUCAGCUGUGCAAAGUGUGCGGCGAGCCAGCUGCCGGCUUCCACUUCGGAGCCUUCACCUGCGAGGGAUGCAAGUCGUUCUUCGGCCGGACGUACAACAACCUGUCGCAGGUGCACGAGUGCAAGAACGGCGGCCAGUGCGUCAUCAACAAGCAGAACAGAACGUCGUGCAAGGCCUGCAGACUCCGCAAGUGCCUUGUGGUCGGCAUGUCCAAGAGUGGAUCAAGGUAUGGCCGGCGCUCGAACUGGUUCAAGAUCCACUGCCUGCUGCAGGAGCAGGCGGCGCAGAUCAACAACGGCCUCGACGGCGGCGGCGGUGGUGGCUCGUUCCCCGGCGCCGUGGCCGGCUCGCUCUCCCUCAGCCCCGCCUCCAUGCCGGCGCUCUCGCCCGCCAAGUCCGAGGACGAGGCCAAGGGCGAGUCGCCCGCGCUGUCCUCGCCCGAGAGCUGCCUCUCCGAGACCAGCAUCGACGUCGAGCCCCGGCGGACGUCGUCUCCGAAGGACAUGAGCGUGGUGGAGGGCGGCGGGCGGGGGGCGGAGCGCUUCGGCGAGGGCGGCCGCCGUGACCUGGCGGGCGCCGCCGGGCUGUCCCUGUACGGCCUGCACCCCGGCCUGUCGCUCCUGCACGCCUCUCACCUCUACUCGCGCCUGUACCCGCCCAUGCUGUACUCCGGUAUCCCGCCCUCGCUGCUCGUGCCGCCCGGCGUGCCGAGAGCGCAGCCGCCGUCGAGCCCGCCCAAAGAGGCCUCGGCCAGCAGCCCCCGCAUGUGCAGCCCGCACGCCCUCAGCCCGCGCCAUCACAGCCCUCGCCCGCACAGCCCCCCACGCCCGCUGACUCCCCCAGUGCGUCCGAUGAGCGACUACCGGAGCCCUCUCGCCCCGCCCUUGGCGCUGCACCUCGGCUUCCCCUUCGCCAGGAAGCGCGUAGCAGACUCGCCCGUGGAAGAGAUGCGGGCGGCCAGCCUCAGCCCGCAGGCGUGGGAGGCCACCCCCGCCCCCGAGCAGGAGGCGCCCAUUGAUCUGAGCGUUAAGCGCCCGCGCCUCUUAGCACCCUCGCCAGGCACGCCCACGCCAGUGUCGCCGCCUGUGUCGCCCGUGCUCACGGCCGUGCCCACCUCCACCGCCCCCGUCGACCUCACAACCAAGGCGUGAGCGACCCGCCCGCCGGCCCGCCUCCACCGCCCUCUGUACAUACCGCCAGCAAGGUACAAAUCGUUGCCCCGAGACCCUUCGAGCGCUCUCCUUAGAGACUCUCCCUCGAGCGCUCUUCCUCGAGACUCCCCCCCGCCUCCUCCCUCGAGUGCUCUCC
Penaeus vannamei (Pacific white shrimp) is the source of this 1982-nucleotide messenger RNA. Its product is annotated as protein embryonic gonad. Gene Ontology annotation, biological process: regulation of transcription by RNA polymerase II. Gene Ontology annotation, cellular component: chromatin; nucleus. NCBI's taxonomy places the organism in Eukaryota, Metazoa, Arthropoda, Malacostraca, Decapoda, Penaeidae. Gene Ontology annotation, molecular function: nuclear receptor activity; estrogen response element binding; zinc ion binding. The record is from RefSeq and is a predicted model, not a curated record.